Messenger RNA from Gigantopelta aegis, 3040 nucleotides. Its product is annotated as myoneurin-like. The record is from RefSeq and is a predicted model, not a curated record. Bases 47 to 2551 code for a protein of 834 amino acids. NCBI's taxonomy places the organism in Eukaryota, Metazoa, Mollusca, Gastropoda, Neomphalida, Peltospiridae. Gene Ontology annotation, biological process: regulation of DNA-templated transcription. The transcript is spliced from 4 exons. Gene Ontology annotation, molecular function: DNA-binding transcription factor activity, RNA polymerase II-specific; RNA polymerase II cis-regulatory region sequence-specific DNA binding.
CAAGGAAAGGUAACUCACAUGUGUUCAUUCUUUCAACUGAAGAAAAAUGACAGCUACAGAGCGAAUCGUGUUAAAUGACAUGUCUGCACCCCUCGAAGGACAUUUGGAUGCAGUACCUUUGCUGUAUCUGUGCUGUAGAAAGUGUGCAGGUCUGUUCACAUCGGAAGAAACAUUUUCUGUUCAUGCACCCUGCUGUGUUGGUGACCCUUACCUAUGUAACACAGAAUAUUUUGCCUGUCACAGAGAGAAGUUCUUCUCUUUCUAUCUUGAUCUUUGGAAAACACUUAAGCAAAACUCUGAUUACCUCCACAAAGACAAUGCAAAUAAUAAUGAAGAAACUUGUUGCUCCUCAGAGAACAGAGAAUUAGUACAGAGUUCGUCAUACGACAGACUUACAGUUUCUCGUAUUCCUGCAACAAAAUCGGUUCCAGUAUCUUUGAAUAGAGGAACACAGAAUAAUGAAUUAGAAAUUUCAAAAUGUAUAAAUAAAACUAUGAUUGUAGCUGGAAGAGACAAAAGUAAUUUUCACAAUGAUGUAGCCCUAAGGACCCUUGAUGCAGUGCCUUUACAUUCUACAGUGGCAAAAAAUGAAAGGGAAGAUACUGUUAAUAAUAACAGUGAAAUGUUCUCUCAAACUAAGAAACAUUCCUGCUCCACUGGCAGUUGUCAAAUAUGUUCCAACACUGUAGUUGCUGCAUCUCAGAAUGAAGAGGCAUCAUUUUAUGAAGACGCUGUUGAAACAAUGAACUGCAACAACAACAAGAAUAACCAUUUGGAAAUUAGUGUUAAAAACACUCCAUUGCCAGUAGGUGAUGAUACAGAUAUCUCCAAUAACAACAACUGCCCGUCUGAAGUCAGUGAUGAAAACUUCUUACAAGAUGAGGAAAUAAUCUAUACCAUGCAGCAUGAUAAUAGAUCAAAGCAAGGCAAAUUCCACCAGGGACAUGAGGAGGCAAGUCCUAGAGAAAUGGCUGAACAGUGCUCCAAGCUGUCUGUUGAUGGUUGUGACGUGUACAGCUGCAAUCUCUGUGGAUACAAGACGAAGCACGCUGGCUUCAUGCACCGACAUCUGAGUGCUCACAACAGUGGCGAGGUCUUCAGGUGUGACUUCUGUGAGUUCUUCUGCUACUUGAAGUCACGUCUGCUCAUCCACAUGCAGUGUCACAGGGAGGAGAUGCUGGUCUGUGACGUCUGCUCUGCGACCUUCAGACACAGGUCAACAAUGAAAAGACAUAUUGACAUCAAACACAAAGGUGAAUCGCGGCACAUCUGCAACACCUGUGGUUAUCUGGCUACCUCUAAUUCUGGUCUCAUGGAUCACAUCAGAACACAUACAGGUCAUCUUCUACAGUGUGACGUUGAUGGAUGCUCCUUCCAAACUGCCUACAAACGAUCACUGGUUCUUCACCGCGAGAAACACCAAGGCAUCCAGCGAUACGUCUGUGAUGUGUGUGGCUAUCGUACCUCCGAGUCAGGCAGCCUACAGAAGCAUCUGAGCAUCCACAAGGGCAAGAAGCUAUUCAAAUGUCCUCACUGUUCCUACCGAGCUGUGGCACAUCACGAUGUUGUGAAACAUGCCAGAGCUAAACAUCUGCGGCAGAAGAAAUAUUGCUGCAACAAGUGUAACUUUUCCACAGGUUACCCGAGUUCCCUGACAAACCACCUGAUGGCUCAUGCUGGAAUAAAACCGUAUAAGUGCAGCUUGUGCUCAUACCAAAGCAACAUGGCAGCCAAGGUGACGAGACACAUGCAUCAGAGACAUCCAGCGGAACAGUGCGAGGUUAUAAAGUUGAAUAUUCCAUUUGAAUACAAUGUAAAAGAUUUUGUGACAAAGACAAACUCGUCCAGUUUUGAGGUUCAGGUCAUCAAAUUGAGUGAAGAGGACAUUGUUGAGAAGGAGGAGGAAAAGAGUCCACAUCCUGAUCCCAUUGCUGAUCCUGAUUCUAAUCCAAUUCCUAACCCAAAUCCAGAGGGAGACUAUCUUCACAAUACAAGUUACCAGAUGUCAUCAUUCAAGCCAUGUUCAGAAGAGGAAAUUUCUAUUUCAGUCCACGAAAACGAUUCCAACAAUUUACUAGAUGAAGGUGAUGCUGAUGGCAAUAUUUUUAACCACAGUGAUUCUGCAGUGUUUGGGUCUUCUGCUUACAAACUUCUGAGUCAGUCCACGGAUGAUAUUAGGUCUGACUGUAUGCAGAGGUGGGAGCUGAAGCCGUACUACAGACAUGGAGUGUACCGCAGGUCAUCUAGCGUCUGCAGUGAACCCAUGCUGAGCAGCUACCGGGCAUUGUCUGAUGCAGAUCCCGACUCUUGUAGCAUGGAUGCCACUGAUGAGGAUGUCAAAGAUGCCGUAGAGACAGGCCAUUUAAUUGGAGAAUCUGAUGAAGUUAUGCAUGAGACAAGACAUCUAAUUUGUGUAUCGCAUGAGCAUGAGACAGACCACCUGAUUGGAGGAUCGACAGUUCUGACAACUUACCAAUGCAAUUCCUGUCUUCAGCUUUUAACAACAGACACUUCUGUUACUCAACACCAGCUGAUAUGUACUGGAACAUAAAUAUAUUACAAACUAUUGCUUGGUUCAUAGCGUAUAAAUGAAUUUAAGAAUAAUAUUCACUGAUCCUUUAAUUCUGUAAAGUAAUUUAUUUCCAAAUGUAAUUUUGAUAUUUACAGAUCUUCGGUUUUCAUGAAAAUUAUAAUUUUCGGUUGUAUGUUGGCAAAGCCAUGGAACUAAAGGUCUGUUACUUAACCGUAAUCAUGUAACAUAAUCCAUAGCUACCAUGCUUACCAAAAAGCAUUCAGAUGAGUUCUGAUGAUCAUAAGGCAAGGAAAUAUAAGUCCUGUGAGCUGUAAUUAUUACACUGAAAUUGUUUGAUAAAUGUAGAGACGGGGUUUAUAUUUUGCAAUGCUUAUCUUCACACUACCUCAAAGCUGCUCCUGUCCUUUUAUGAAAACCUCAUUAUUGGUUUGUGUGUAUACUCUGUAUGUGGAAGGUAUACUCUAUAAAGUUUAAAACGAAAAUUAAUAAAUAGGUGUUGCUGUGAAA